AUGACUACUCUAUCCACCGUUCGAGGCCGUGAGGCCCUUGCGUGCAGCACGGUCUUUACCUGUCUGGCUACAUUUCUAGUGGCCAUUCGUAUCUACACCCGAGCAUUCAUGGUGAAGCAGAUGGGAUCAGAUGACUAUGCUAUCCUGGUUGCCUUGGCUUUCUCAUGGGGUUUCUACGGAUUGUUCGUGGGUGAGGUUUACCACGGUAUGGGUGCCGAUUAUGAUAUUAUUCCCCACCAGACAUACGUGACCCAGAUGCUGUGUUUCUGGGCCUCCGUUCCAAUCUAUCAGACCAGUCUGAUUACUACCAAAUUGUCGAUUCUCCUCCAGUACCGACGAGUGUUCUCCACAACACCGCGUAUGCGAUUGGCUUGCAACUUGCUCAUCGGCUUCCUGGCCAUUUACGGAACCUGGACAAUCAUUAGCGCCUGGGUCAACUGCAUUCCUAUUAAGAAGUUCUGGGAUCCGACUGUUGCGGGCUUUUGUUUCAAUAAAGAAGCACUGUGGUUCUCGAACUCUGCAAUCCACAUCUUGACCGAUCUUUUGAUUCUCAUCUAUCCCAUGCCCGUCAUCCGAUCUCUUCAAUUACCCAGCAGACAGAAGAUUGCUUUGAUGGGCGUCUUUGCCCUAGGUGGAUUUGUUAUGAUCACCAGUAUCCUUCGCUUGAAGAGUCUCCUCGUCAUCUCCAACUCCAGUGACCCAACCCAUGACAACGUUGGCGCUGCUGAAUGGUCCGCAAUCGAAUGCAACGUCGCAAUCAUCUGCGCCGCGCUCCCAAGCACACGAGCCCUCUUGUCUAGAUUACUCCCCCACAUCUUCUCCACGCGCAGCAACGGCUACCGCAGCAAGACACGACCAUCACGCACAGGCCGGAGCGCUCUUACUGGCACACAUACCAACGUACAAGCAUCCGUUAUCGGAGGGCGCGGCCUCGACCACCCAGAGUAUGAUCUGGAGAACCUUUCUCCGACUGGCUCGUCUUAUGAUGGUUACUCCAAGGAGCAAGAGGCUAAGGCUGAAUUCUCAGGCAUCAAAGUUACGACAUUCGUGACGCAAGAGUCGGUUUCUACACCGGCUGACAACAACGAUUCUGGGAGUACGAAAGACCUGGUUCAUACUCAUCGAGAGAGUUUCUGA
Messenger RNA from Penicillium longicatenatum, 1137 nucleotides. Its product is annotated as putative integral membrane protein. NCBI's taxonomy places the organism in Eukaryota, Fungi, Ascomycota, Eurotiomycetes, Eurotiales, Aspergillaceae. The record is from RefSeq and is a predicted model, not a curated record. The coding region runs from base 1 to 1137 and encodes 378 amino acids. The transcript has 5 exons.